Jaminaea rosea is the source of this 642-nucleotide messenger RNA. RefSeq lists its product as hypothetical. The transcript has a single exon. The record is from RefSeq and is a predicted model, not a curated record. NCBI's taxonomy places the organism in Eukaryota, Fungi, Basidiomycota, Exobasidiomycetes, Microstromatales. The coding region runs from base 45 to 440 and encodes 131 amino acids.
CUUUGACAUCUUGGCUCGUCUCCACCACCGCCAAUUCCAUCGCCAUGAUCGCCCCAGGCGACAAGAAAUCGCCUGCUACCAACCUGAACCAGGAUCAGCCCAUUCCGUCGUACGCCGAAGCACUAGCCGGCUCGACCUCGUCUCACACCAACCCAGCCAACCUCGAGGCUCAACCUCCCGUACCUCAACCUGCGGCUGCACAGCCCGCCGCCCCUCCAGCUACUCCCAACGCGGCGCCAGUCAUUGUCCUCGUCUCUGAAGAUAGGACGGCUACCCAACGUGCAAGACGCCGCUUCUUGGCCGCUCUCUUCUACGCUGGGCUCUAUUGGAUUCUCAUCACCAUGCUGACCGCAGGCGUCACUGAGGCGGCCAUGUACGACCCGGAGGGAGAUUGGAUUGUGGGGAAGUGGAUGGCGAAGCUCUUUACGCGGCCCUCGUAGCACAAGCAUCGAGGAAUGGUCUGGACCCCGCACACGCCGCCUUCCUGAGCGACACAUACACUCUUGCCCGCUCUGCCCCUUCUCACCGCUCACGCCUCACGCCUCACGCCCGCGCCACUUUGUUGUCACAUUAUCGCUACGAUUGAAAUGCUCAGCUCUAUAUGAAUUUACGCCUUCGCGCGCUCUCAUACCCACUUCCAAG